CGCCCGUCCGCGAACACCACGUGUUCUUUCUUUCAUCCCAAGUUUCUAGUGUAUAGAAGUGCCCUUGGGAAUGAUGUGAACGUUCAGAAACUAUAUGUGACUGUUUGUGUUGUGUAUAAACUUAGUGGACACUGUUGUGUAUAUCCGGGAGUGACAAUCGGUAGCUUAGUGAUGGCUGUGUGGCAGUGUAGGCUACUGCUAGGGAUAGUGCUCGUGCACCUCGCCCUCUCAUCCCCCUCAGUCCGGAGGGACGUUCUAUCCCUCACUCACGAGACAGACUCCGGGCCCAACCCUCUCUCCGAGCUGCAGCCGGAGUCGCUGAGUGAGGACGCGUUCGGGCCGACCCUGGAGAAGCGAGGAGGGCGGGAGAAACGCCUGCUGAAGACGCUGGGUAUAGGCGCGUUGGGGGUGAAGGCGGCUAAGGCCGUUGGAACGAAGGUGGUGGCCGCGGGGGCUAAGGCAGUGGGGGCUAAGGUGCUCAAGACCGGGGCGGCCGUUAAGGCAGCGACCCUCGGAGCCGUUGGGCUCAAGGCUAAAGCCAUCGGUGCUAAAGCCGUCACCGCCGUCGUUGCUCUCGGCAUCAAGGCGCUGAUCUUCAAGCUGCUCUUUGGGAAAAUCAAUCAGCUGAUUACCCACAAAGAAAGACUGCUUCAUCAGCUGGACGAGUACAACAGGGUGCAGAACGAGAAGUUUUCUAAACAGCUGUUCGGUGUGCCCCCCUGCAACCACCAGACCCCGGGCCCGGCCCCUUCUUACCCCACAGUGGGCCCAGCCCCUGCUCCCGCAGCCAACCCUGACACUGUAUACACUCUGCCUAACUUCGAGUCAGGAGGAGAGGCUACUUUCUCGCCUGAUCCUAUUCCUCAGGAUCAAGGUUACGUGUACAGACGGCGACGGUAGUCAUCGACUCCAUUCGUCAUCUCUUUCUCUACUUUUCUCUCUUCUGUAUAUAGUUACUAUUAAUUUAGCUUAGGCCUAAGUCAGUCACCGCUAUUCCCAAACAUGUCUUUAAUGUUAUGUCGUGUCAUGUCUUCAUUUGUACAUUUUUUUGUAAAUUAUGAAUAAAAAUCAAAAUCACUUGCCAUUA
Messenger RNA from Homalodisca vitripennis (glassy-winged sharpshooter), 1087 nucleotides. RefSeq lists its product as uncharacterized. The transcript is spliced from 6 exons. The record is from RefSeq and is a predicted model, not a curated record. Lineage: Eukaryota; Metazoa; Arthropoda; Insecta; Hemiptera; Cicadellidae. Bases 172 to 900 code for a protein of 242 amino acids.